Molecule: messenger RNA, 3005 nt
Organism: Sarcophilus harrisii (Tasmanian devil)
Lineage: Eukaryota; Metazoa; Chordata; Mammalia; Dasyuromorphia; Dasyuridae
Product: zinc finger protein 260-like
Exons: 1
Coding region: 901-2712 (603 amino acids)
Biological process (GO): regulation of transcription by RNA polymerase II
Molecular function (GO): RNA polymerase II cis-regulatory region sequence-specific DNA binding; DNA-binding transcription factor activity
Source: RefSeq, a predicted model, not a curated record
GGGAAUCUACAUACAAAAAGGUUGCUGAAAUCUUGGGGGAGGAGGAGUAGCCAUUAUCAAAGUUCGUAGAAAAAGUACAAAGAGUGUCUACAUUUGAAGUGAUCAUUGGUGGUGUGAGUGCUUCCUUAAACUGGGAAGGAACUCGCCAGGUAGAAAAGAUAGGGCUCAUAAAAGCAAGAGCACACCGCUACUGUGAAAAGGGCCCUGGAGCAGAAGUUGAGGAAUUCUUGGGACUCUUGGACUGAGCUUAUUUUGAAGCGUUCAAUGCCCUCGAGUAUUUUGGAUCUCUACUUUCUGUCAAACAAUCAUGCCCUUCUGAAUGGAAAAAAAGACAGUGAUUCCGGAUCGAUCAUGUAACUGUCCAUAGAGAGAAUGACUCAUACAAACUUUUUUUUUUAAAAUAGAAGAUAUGGUCUUUGUUCAAAGAUUGAAUUCUACUUUUAUCCUAUUUCCCUAAAAAAAAGACAUAUGUUCUUGGUCUUUUAAUACUUUCAAACAGAGAAAAGUCUGAAAACAUUGUUAGACUAGGAAAGAUAUUAUUUCUCCAUAGUUCUAGAGACACCAAAAAGAAGUUUUCAAAAAAUUGUUCUCCGGGUGCUAUUUUCCUAUGAAUACCAUUUACAGUUGUAUCACUUCAUUCCUAGUUUCCAUUCUCAAAGCUCAGAACAAUUGUAGUUUAUUUCAGAUUUAUAUCAGACAUUUGUACUUUUUAAUUACUGUUUUUCAGAUUUGGAGUCCAAUGUCAAGAUCAAAAAUGAGCCAGAGGAAGAAUCUUUCCAAAGAGUGAAGAUUGAAAGACUCAGCAGUGUUGAUGACUGCUCCUCUAUUUGUAAGGAAUGGGGUGAAAGUGAGAGUCAGGUAACAAGUGAGGAACUAAAACAGGAGAGUGAUGUGAGAAAAAUGACCAACCCCCAGAAGAUUCAAACCAGAGACAGAUGUAAUAAAUAUAAGGAAGAUGAGAAAAACUCCCCUCCACAUUCAAACAUUAUGGAACAUCAGAAAGACGUUGCUCAUGAGAAGACUUAUAAAUGUAAUUAUUGUGGGCAAACAUUCAGUCACAAGUCAAGACUUACCCGACAUCAGAGAAUCCAUGUUAGGAAGAAGUGUUAUAAAAGUAAUGACUGUGAGAAAACCUUGAGUCAGCCCUUAACCCAUGCUUCCCAUGAGACAACUAAUCCCAAAGAGAAAUCAUAUAAGUGUGAUAUGUGUGGCAGAUCCUGUCCCAAAAACUCCAUUCUCAUUAGGCACCAGAGAAUUCAUACUGGAGAGAAGCCUUAUAAAUGCAAGGACUGUGGGAAAGCCUUCAGUGAAGUGUCCAAACUUAAUGUACAUUGGAGGAUUCAUACUGGAGAGAAACCUUAUGAAUGCAAUGAUUGUGGAAAAGCCUUCAACAGAACAUCAUCUCUUGUUAGGCAUCAGAAAAUUCAUACUGGAGAGAAGCCUUAUAAAUGUGAUAAGUGUGAAAAAGCCUUUACGGAAAGUUCAAAUCUUAUUCUGCAUCAGAUGGUUCAUACUGGAGAAAAGCCUUUUACAUGUAAUCAAUGUGGGGAAGCCUACACUAAAAACUCAAAUCUCAUGAGGCACCAGAAAAUUCAUACUGGAGAGAAGCCUUAUAAAUGUGAGGAGUGUGGGAAAGCCUUCAGUGAGAUGUCAAAACUUACAACACAUCAGAAAAUUCAUAGUGGAGAGAAACCUUAUGUAUGUAAUAAAUGUGGGAAAGCCUUCACUGGAAAUUCGAACCUUUCCAAACACCAGAAAAUUCAUACUGGAGAGAAGCCUUACAAAUGUGCUGAGUGUGGGAAAGCCUUCACCCAGAGCUCAGUGCUUUACAGGCAUAUGUUGAUUCACACUGGAGAGAAACCCUAUAAAUGUAAUGAGUGUGGGAAAGCCUUCACUCAGUACUCAACCCUUUUCAAACAUGAGAGGAUUCAUACUGGAGAGAAGCCUUAUAAAUGUAAUGAAUGUGGGAAAGCCUACACUCGAAACUCAACCCUUUUCGCUCACCAGAGAAUUCACACCGGAGUGAAGCCUUAUAAAUGUGAGGAGUGUGGGAAAUCCUUCAUUGAGAGCUCAACCCUUCUUGGACAUCAGACGAGUCAUACUGGGGAGAAGCCUUAUACAUGUAAUGAAUGUGGACUAUCUUUCACUAAAAACUCAGUUCUCAUUAGGCACCAGAAAAUUCAUUCUGGAGAGAAACCUUAUAAAUGUGAGGAGUGUGGAAAAGCCUUCAAUGAGAUGUCAAAACUUAAAAUGCACCAAAAGAUCCAUAGUGGAGAGAAACCUCAUAAAUGUAAUAAAUGUGGGAAAGCGUUCACUGAGAACUCACGCCUUCGGAAACAUCUGCGAAUUCACACUGGAGAGAAGCCUUAUAAAUGUAAGGAGUGUGGGAAAGCCUUCAGCCAGAGCUCAAUGCUUAUUAGGCAUAUGAUGACUCACACAGGAGAGAAGCCUUAUCAGUGUGCUGAGUGUGGGAAAUCUUUUACUCAAAAGUCAAGUCUUUUCAUCCACCAGAGAAUUCAUACUGGAGAGAAUCCUUAUAAGUGUAAUGAAUGUGGGAAAGCUUUCCGUAGAACCUCAACACUUAAAAAACACUGGAGAACACAUACUGAAGACAAGCUUUAUAAAAGUAAAGAGAGAGCCAAGAUGACCAACGAGAGGCAACCAGCCAAACGGAAGUCUUCCAACCUUCCCCUCAAAAAAACUUUAAAAUGACACCUCCAGUCAAAUUUUAAAGCAGCAGAGCUGUUGGGCUGAGACAUUUUCCCAACCUAAGACAAUUUAGGAGAUCAGUUCUUUUUUCCAAGGUGAUGUGAUCAGGGAAAGGUGUGGUCACUUUGCUCUUUAUCCAGAAAAGGCUAUUGAUCCCCUGGUAGUGCUUCUCUUAGCCUUAGAACUGUGAUCCUAUAUCCUGCUCUCUUACAGCCACAAGGACAGAUGUUCCUUGGAAGUUCUUAUAGAACUUUCCCCCCACUCCCCAAACUAGUUCUGAAAACAGCAGCAUGAGG